This is a messenger RNA of Thelazia callipaeda (thelaziosis nematode), 996 nucleotides long. The record is from the annotation of a GenBank genome assembly. NCBI's taxonomy places the organism in Eukaryota, Metazoa, Nematoda, Chromadorea, Rhabditida, Thelaziidae.
AUGGCGGGCGUUGCUACCAAUUCACGCGAUUUUAUUGUGGCAACAAAAUAUAAACUUAUACGGAAAAUUGGUUCUGGUUCUUUUGGUGAUAUAUAUCUAGCUAUAAAUAUUACAAAUGGUGAAGAAGUUGCUGUCAAAAUGGAAUCUAAUAAGGCUCGCCAUCCUCAGUUGUUGUAUGAAAGCAAGGUAUACAAAAUAUUACAAGGUGGGGUUGGCAUACCGCAUAUACGAUGGUAUGGCACAGAGCGAGAAUACAAUGUACUUGUAAUGGAUUUACUAGGCCCUUCAUUAGAAGAUCUAUUCAAUUUCUGCAGCCGCCGUUUUACGAUGAAGACGGUCCUUAUGCUUGCAGAUCAAAUGAUUGGUCGCAUCGAAUACGUUCAUGUCAAAAAUUUCAUUCACAGAGAUAUCAAGCCUGAUAAUUUUAUGAUGGGUAUAGGACGUCACUGCAAUAAAUUAUUUUUGAUUGAUUUUGGAUUAGCCAAAAAAUAUCGUGAUUCACGUACACGAGCUCACAUACCGUAUCGAGAAGAUAAGAAUCUGACGGGUACAGCUCGAUAUGCAUCAAUAAAUGCGCAUUUGGGCAUUGAGCAAUCGCGACGUGAUGACAUGGAAUCUCUUGGAUAUGUCCUUAUGUAUUUCAACAAAGGAACUCUUCCAUGGCAAGGACUAAAAGCAGCAACAAAAAAGCAAAAAUAUGAAAAAAUCAGCGAGAAAAAAAUGUCAACACCUGUCGAGGUGCUAUGCAAAGGAUAUCCGGCGGAAUUUGCCAUGUACUUGAACUAUUGCCGUGGUCUGCGAUUCGAUGAAGCACCAGAUUAUAUGUAUUUGCGGCAAUUAUUUCGCAUUCUUUUCAGGACAUUGAAUCACCAGUAUGAUUACACAUUCGAUUGGACCAUGUUAAAGCAGAAAUCGGUACAGCACGCCGCAGCAGCACUCGCAUUCGUUGGUUCAGGACAGGGUGGCGCGCAGUCAGGAACGGCACCUGGCGUAUGA